This is a messenger RNA of Coccinella septempunctata (seven-spotted ladybird), 5982 nucleotides long. It is a transcript of the gene CLIP-190, whose product is annotated as CAP-Gly domain-containing linker protein 1. Gene Ontology annotation, molecular function: microtubule plus-end binding. Lineage: Eukaryota; Metazoa; Arthropoda; Insecta; Coleoptera; Coccinellidae. The transcript is spliced from 17 exons. Gene Ontology annotation, cellular component: nucleus; microtubule plus-end; cytoplasm. The record is from RefSeq and is a predicted model, not a curated record. Bases 219 to 5864 code for a protein of 1881 amino acids. Gene Ontology annotation, biological process: cytoplasmic microtubule organization.
GAAUUCGUACCGCCCAACUGUCAAAAUGGAAAUUUUGAGUGAAAAAAGUAUUGCCGACCGUUUUGAAUCCGUUUUUCCCCAGUUUGUUAGUUUUGUUUGAUACAAAUCGGUGCUAGUGUUUUACAGUUAUUUAAGUUUACUCAAUCUGUUUCUUUAGAUGGUGCUAAGCAAUAAAAAAUUAGAAUCAAAUAGUACAUUCUGAAUACUCAAAAUACAUCAUGAUCAAUAAUAGUACAAAUGAAAAUAAAUCAGAUACUGAUGCAAAAACAGAACAGGCUGAUUCAAGUGCCAAACAGACUAGUGAUAAGUGCCUUCAACGUUCAUCAUCUGUGCUCAGUGUUUCAUCAAUAGCAUCUUCGGCUUCUAGUAUACCUGUUAAAAGAUCUGGACUAAAACCACCUUCAAAAAUUGGAAGGCCCUGCGAUGGUCAACAACAUAAACCUGCUGUUCCUACUUCACCAACAUCACACAAUUUAUUAGAAGAGGACCACAGGGACUUUCUACGCUUUAGCAGCAUGUCAACAAACAGAAGGCGUUAUUCCUCCACUGGUAGUUCAUCAUCUUCCAUGGAUCAUCUCUGGGAUUUGUACCCUCACCGUCUGAUAGAAGCAGGACUUAGCAGAUAUUCAGAUUCGAGUGCGAUUUUAACAGAAGAUACAGAUAGUUUCAUAAUUGGACAAAGGGUAUGGGUCGGAGGUACCAAACCCGGAACCAUUGCGUUCAUCGGGGAGACGCAGUUCGCCCCUGGAGAAUGGGCUGGCAUCGUUCUUGACGAGCCUAUAGGAAAAAACGACGGUUCUGUAGCCGGCAUCAGAUAUUUCCAAUGCGAAUCGAAAAAGGGGGUGUUUUCCAGGCUUACAAGGUUGACCAGGCAGCCCCUAGAAGUACCUCAUUCGCAGUCGAACGAAAGUUUUACGAGUGCUGCGAAUGGGGUGAGGAGUCCAGUAUCGCCUACCGGUAGUACCAGGAGUCUGUUGAGGUCGCCUCUUUCACAUCAUGCAUCGAAUAACAGUUUGGCUUCGAUGUCGACAUCGGUCACCAUCGACUAUAAAAUCGGUGACAGGGUCAUCAUAAAAAGUAGCCAGGGCUCCAAAGUGGGCACGGUCAGAUACAUUGGUUAUACUGAAUUCGCCCCCGGCGAAUGGGUGGGGGUGGAACUGGACGACCCCAGGGGGAAAAACGACGGAUCUGUCGAAGGUAAAAGAUAUUUCGCCUGCCAGCCGAACUACGGACUGUUUGCGCCGGUCAAUAAAGUCAGUAAGUCGCCGUCGAAAGUAAAACCUGGCUCAUGCGCUGUGCACAAUUCUGGCCUACCUCCCUCCGGGCUCAGAAGGUCCGGCUCUAAAGAGUCGAUGACCAGCGCAGCUUCCAGCGUGAGAAGGGUAAGGCUUGGUGUGAAUUCCCUAACCCCUAAGAAACUACCUUUGAAGUCGCAAAGUCCGUCAACGCCAAGGCCAUCUCUACAGGAUAUGGUGAAAGAAAAACAACAACACAUCGAGCAGCUUCUCAAGGAACGAGAUUUGGAGAGACAAGAAUUCACCAAAGCAGCUAGCCAAGCAGAAGAUGCAGAACAGCAGCUUAUUGCCAUCAAGAAAGAAUUUGAUGCUUACCGUGCAGAAUGUGAGAAGAAGCUACAAGAACAUUUGGUCCUUCUGUCGGAACUCAAGAAAGAUCGCACUGAGAUACUAGGGCAGCUUGAGGAUGAAAAGAAGAAGAAUGAAGACCUACUUUUCAGGUUUGAAGAGGCAGCCAUCCUCAAGAGUGACGCAGAAGCUCUUCUGGAUAAGAAAAAUAUAGAGAUGGAUGAACUGAAGAAGCUACUUGAUAUCGAACGAAUGCGUGCCGAUGAAACUGAAAAAAAUGCCAAUAAGUUAUUCGAAACCGAAGAGAAUUUAAUAAAAGCCAACGAAGAGAUAGAAAAAUUAAAAAUUGAACUGGAUAAUCUAUCAUUGGACCAAAAAAGCCUCAAAGAAGAACGAUCGAUGACGACAGACCGAUCAGAAAUACUCGAGAAAGAACUAGAUAUAACUAAAAAGCAACUUGUUGAGAUGAACACAAUCAGGAACACUUUGAGUCAACAAUUGACAACCGUUAACAUCGAAAACGUUCAAGUGAAAGAGUCGGUUGAAGAAUUGAAACAGAAAUUAAUUUUGUACGAAAAAGAAAUAACGCAAAAGAACGACAUGAUUACUAAUUUGAAAACCGAAUUGGAAUCCACCAAACAACGACUAACUGACAAUGAAAAUCAGGUGCAAGAAUUACAAUCGGAACAAUGUAAGCAGCAAACAGAUUUGAGCAAAGAUUUAGAAAAGCUAAAAAUGGAGAUCAGCAGCAAAUCAUUUGAUUUAGAAACGGCACAAGACGAAUUGAGAAAAAAGCAAGCAGAAAUUGACGCUCUGAUGAAAACCUCUGAAGAAACCAAGCACAUUUACGAAACUCAAAUAGACGACAAAGUUAAGCUUCAUAACGAAACUACAGAAACAUUGAAUAAAGAACUAAACAGAGUAAAAGAAGAACUACUCAACGCGAAAGAAGAAAUAUCGAAAAUUUCUCAAAAUUCUCAAGAAAAUUUGAAGGAAUUAAUCGAAGACAAAAAGCGCCUCGAAGAAGAAUUGGAAAAAAAUAAACUUGAUAUUCUGAAUAGCACCAGGAGUUUCGAAGAAGAAUCAAACUGUCUCAAAACGAAAAUCAGAGAGAGCGAAGAAGAAAUACAGAAAUACGAGAAACAGGUCAAUUCUUUGAAAGAGGAACUUGAUGAUUUGAAAAGAUCAGCCAACUCAUCGAAUUCUGAACUUCAAAAUGAAUUGGUACAAGUUAAACAAAGCAACGCAAAAAUGAUCGAAUCUUUACAAAACGAUUUGAAGAAAAUAGACGAAGAUAAAAAUGAGUUAUCGUCAAGUUAUGCCAAGGUACAGCAGGAUCUCGAGACUAAAACGAAAGAACUAGAAAAGAGGGAGAAUUCUCUGAAAACACUGAAUGAAGAAUCUUUCAAACUGAAGGAAGAGAAACAAAAGCUCGAUCUCGAUAUUGAACAUCUGAAAAAGACCCUAGAGUCCAUGGAGAGAAAAAUUGAAGAUUAUGAAAGUCAGAAGAAAGUGGCAACAUCUUCAAAUUCUGAGCUUCAAACGCAAUUGCAACAAAUGAAAGAAGAAAACGCCAAAUUGAUCGAAUCGUUACAGAACGAUCUGAAAACUGAGAAGGAAAAGAUGAACUCCUUAUCGUCGAAAUAUGCCAAAUUGGAAAACGAGCUCGAGACAAAGUUGACGCAACUACAAACUCUAGAAUCUUCAGUGAAAACAAUCACCGAAGAGUCCGUAAAGUUGAAUGAAGAAAAGCAAAAGCUCGAUCUUAGUAAUGGAGAUUUGAGAAGAACUAUCGAAUCUAUGGAGAAGAAGAUAGAAGACGAUGAAAUACGCAAGAAACAGAUGUAUGAAGAAAUACAAUCGCUGCUCAAUUCUUCCGGUGAUAAUAGCGCUAAACUUGAAGAAAUGCGUACGAAACUAUUCGAAAAUGAAACAUUGAUCGACAAAACGAAGAAGGAAUAUGAAGAAAAGCUACAAAAUCUCGAACGCCAAGUACAAGAAAGGAAUAUGAAACUGGAAGAAAAAGAUAUCCAAGUUGCAAAAAUAGCAAAGGACCUCUCGGCAGCAGAACAAUCUUAUGCUGAAUUAAAUAACUCCAAGAAGAAACAUAUCGAAGAACUACACGAAGAAAUUAAUAAAAUUAAAGAGUUGCAUAACAAGGAAAAAGAGGAUCAACAUAAAAUUCUUGCAGACAAAGAAGUACAAUUCGAAAAAAUGAAGAACGAUUACAAUCAGAAACUACAAACUAUUGAAAUAACAAUUCAGGAAAGAAAUUCGAAUUUAGAAGAAAAGGAACGUCAAAUAAUGGAACUUGAAAAAAAAAUGUUAGAGAUACAAUCAUCUACGGGAAUUCAGGAAGUGAACUAUCAGCAACAAAUUGAUAAGUUACAAAAGGAAAUAGAAGAAAUUCAACAGCAAUGUGCCUUACAUAAUGAUAGUUACCAGAAGGAAAUUUCAGCGAAAGAAUCUGCUCUCCAACAACAAUCUUCAACGAUUGAAAGUUUGGAAAACAAGCUAAAAGAACAAAUACAGAAGGGCGAGUCUUAUGUAGAAGAAAUCGUCAGAUCUUAUCAAGAAAAAAUUGAAGUUUUCAAUAAAGAACGAGAAGAAAAUGAAAAAAUAACAAAGACACUCCAAUCAGAACUGAAGGAAAACAAGGAAUUAAAUGAAAAACUCCAAAAAGAUUACGAAUUAGAAAUGAACGACUUGAAAAAUACAAUUGAGAAAUUGACAGUAACUGUUUCAGAAAUUUCUUCACAAAACGAAAAACUUAAACAACAAUUAGAAACUUCGCAAAACGAAAUCCAACAGAAAAAUGAAGAAAUUAUCGAUAUUAAAAGAAAUAAUGACGAGAAAGAGCAAAUGAUGUUGAAAAAAAUUGAAGGAAUUGAAGAACAACUAUCAAAUUCGACUGAAGAAUCUUCUGAAAAGAUAUCUAAAUUAAACAUAGCGAAUGAGGAUUUGAAGAGUAAAUUAGAAAAUAAAGUCAAAGAAUUUGAAGAUAUUAAUUUGAAAUUAAAAGAGUAUGUUCAGAAGCAAGAAAUGAAUUUGAAUGAAAAAGAACAAAGUUAUCUCAAUCAAAUAUCUGCUUUGGAAUCACAAAUGGUUGGAUUGAAAAAAGUUCUUGAAGAAUCAACUACUCACAAACAAAAUAUUGAAAAGGAAUUUACGGAGAAAUGUGCAGCUUAUGAUGUAAUUAGUGAAGAAUUAAAGAAUUUAACGCAGAAGGUUAAGCUUGAUGAAGAGAAACUCAAUGAAAUGCAAGAAGAUAAGUUGAAACUUCAAGAAGCUCUUGAAGGUUCCACCAAUAGUUUGAAAGAAAAAGAUAGUCAGUAUAGAGAAAUUCAUAAUCAAAUGGAGAAAAUGAACGAAAAAUACAAAUCGCUUGAAAGUGCAUUUAAUGAAGAAAAACAAAAAAUUUCGGAAAUGACGAAUAUCAAUAAUGAAAAAGAAGGGAGUUUACAAAAGAAAUGUGAAGAACUUACUGCCAAACUUGAAAUUGCUUCAGAUCAGUCUAGAAAAAAUGAGAUGCAAAGGACACAUUUAUUAGAAGUUCUACAGCAGUUACAGUUCACACAAAAGCAGAAGAACGAUUUGUUAAGAAUACUGAAUAAACAACAGAAUAGUGAUCUGCAUGCAAUUCUGAUGAACUUGAACGACAGUUAUGAGGACGAAUCGAUGAAAAAUAGGAUUGAGGAACUGGAGAGAAAUUUGGAGAAAUGUAAACUUGAACUUGAUGAGGAAAGAAGGAAAUUUGCUACACAAAGUACAGAAAUUUACGUUUUGGAACAAAAAUUGAACUCUGUUGCAGUUAAACAGAAUCAUGCCGAUAUGAAUCCUAAAGAUGUAGCUGAGAAAAGCACGUCAAACAAUAAUGAGCAUUGCGAUUAUCAGCAACUAUUGGAGGAUAAAAUCUUGGCUGAAGAUCAAGUCAAGUUUCUCAAUUCGAUUAUAGUGGAUAUGCAGAAGAAAACUGAGGAACAGAAAAUGAAAAUUGAGAUUUUGGAGUUGGGUUAUAGUCCUGCAGCCGCCGACGAGUUGAAUCUGAUGGGAUUCUCUUCCAGUACGAGGCAGUUACCACCAAGAAUGUACUGCGAUAUUUGCGAUUGUUUUGACCUACACGAAACGGAGGAUUGUCCCAAGCAAAUGUCAGAAGAUAUGCCUCCUCCUCCACCGAGAAUUGAUAAACUUAAGAAAAUACCAGAACCAAGGCCCUACUGUGAAUUAUGUGAAGUAUUUGGCCACGAAACCCAGGACUGUCAAGAAGAUGAAACUUUUUAGAUGAAUAUUUUAGGAAAUUUUAAUUGUUAAUAAAUAGAAAUAACAUGUGAUAAAAUAAUUUAUUUUGUUUAAUGUUGAUAUUGUUGCUUGAAAUCAAUAAAAUACAACGAAUUUUUAA